Molecule: messenger RNA, 459 nt
Organism: Drosophila rhopaloa
Lineage: Eukaryota; Metazoa; Arthropoda; Insecta; Diptera; Drosophilidae
Exons: 1
Coding region: 1-459 (152 amino acids)
Source: RefSeq, a predicted model, not a curated record
AUGCCCGAGAUUGAGGUAGCCAUCCGGAACCCUGUCCACUCAGCUACAGGAGAAGCGCCGUUCUUCACCGUAUUCGGCCAUUAUAUGUUCCUCAACGGUUCCAGCUACAAGCUAGCCAGACAACUCAGGUCUCUGUGCGACCACGAGAUGGCGGGAAUGCAGACCAAGGACAAGUUUCGGGUAAUCCAUGACAAGGUUCAGAAGCAACUACAGGGUGCAUACGAGAUGAGCCGGCAACGCUACGAUAAGCAAGCCCGUACGCUACUCGCCAACCCGGGUCAAGAAGUCUUCCGCCGCAAGUUCGUGCAGAGUGACUUCAGCAAAUCUUUCAAUGCGAAGUUCGCUCGCAAGUUCCUGAAGGCCAGGGUCGUCAAAUCCGUCGGCAACAAUGCAUACUUGCUGGAGGACCUCCAAGGGCGCAGUCUCGGAGUGUAUCACGCUAAGGACAUCCGCCUUUGA